Messenger RNA from Aphanomyces invadans, 820 nucleotides. RefSeq lists its product as hypothetical. Gene Ontology annotation, biological process: U4 snRNA 3'-end processing; rRNA catabolic process; poly(A)-dependent snoRNA 3'-end processing. NCBI's taxonomy places the organism in Eukaryota, Oomycota, Saprolegniomycetes, Saprolegniales, Verrucalvaceae. The coding region runs from base 22 to 729 and encodes 235 amino acids. The transcript has a single exon. Gene Ontology annotation, cellular component: nuclear exosome (RNase complex); cytoplasmic exosome (RNase complex); nucleolus. The record is from RefSeq and is a predicted model, not a curated record.
CUACCUUUGUCCGCCAUUACGAUGCAGAACGUGUACUUCCCGGAGCCCACGCCGACACCUCCGCCUCCACAGACCGGACGGAAGGUCCCACGCACAGAUGGACGCAGUGGAGAUGAGUUCCGUGCGUGCUUCAUGCGCUGUGGUGUCUUGAGUCAUGCUGCUGGAUCGGCGUACGUUGAAUAUGGCCAAACGCGCGUAGUGUGUGCUGUGUAUGGCCCUCGCGCCGAAAUGAACCCUCGACAGACGAAAGGACAACCCGUCGUGUGUGAAAUCAAGCUUCCGUCCACGAUGGCGACGUUUGAGUCCGAGUUUGGCAACCUCAUGCGCCAAGCGUUGGAACCUGCAAUCCUCGUCAACAAGUUCCCCAAGUGCCAGCUGAGCAUCCAUGCAGUCGUGUUGGAAGGACAUGGCAGCGAAUUGAGUGCCGCGAUUACGUGUGCGUCGUUGGCGCUUGUGGACGCCGGAGUCGAGAUGAUUGACAUGGUCGCGUCAUGCAGUGCUGGAGCAUGGCAAGGAGACAUCGUUCUUGACCCAACAACCGACGAACAGGCAUCGACACACGUGCUUGUUGCAUUCAUGGCCGCCCAAGGACAGAUUACUCAUCUCAUGCAGCAGGGAAAACUCAGCUACGAUCGUGUCCAGGAAGCUAUCACGCUGUGUACGGACGGGUGCGCGGGUGUCCUCAGCACCAUGAUGCGCGCCUGCGUUGUGGACACCUUGAAGCGGUAAUACCUGAUAUUCUAGUUUCUCGUUGAAGCAUUGCAAAAUGUAGGAAAUUUGAAAUAUUUUUAUCGAUUUAGGUUUUAUCGAUUUAACGUAG